GAUUUCAAAACUUCACGGGUUUCGAGUUUCGCAGAGAUGAACUCUGAAGUGGAUUACGGAGGCUCCGGCAGCAGCGGCAACGGGAAGCUGCGCCAGUGGCUGAUCGAGCAGGUGGACUGCGGGAAGUAUCCCGGCCUGGUGUGGGAGAACGAUGAAAAGAGCAUCUUUAGGAUACCAUGGAAACACGCCGGGAAACAGGAUUAUAACCGGGAUGAGGAUGCCGCGCUUUUCAAGGCAUGGGCGCUUUUUAAGGGCAAGUUUCGGGAGGGGAUCGACAAGCCAGACCCUCCGACCUGGAAGACGCGCCUGCGCUGCGCUCUCAACAAGAGCAACGACUUUGAGGAGCUGGUGGAGAGAAGCCAGCUGGACAUCUCUGACCCAUACAAAGUGUACCGCAUCAUCCCUGAGGGCGCCAAGAAAAGACCCAGGCAAGAGGACAGUCCUCUGAGCCCAGUGAGCUAUCCCAUGCAUCAUCCCUACCCCACUGUACCAGCUCAGAUACCACAGUUCAUGCCAAGCCCUGAAUGCAGCUGGAGAGAUUACUGCCCUGAGCAGCCGUCCCUGCCUGAGCUGUCCUUCAACCAGUGCCCCUGUCCCCCACGCAGCCUGCAGUGGCAGACCUCAUCCAUGGAGAACGGAUACCAGCUCAGAGCUUCCAUUUACUCCUACAGUCCCGCAGACAGUCAGCCGUCUCCCUUCCCGCUGGACGCAAGCAUCAGAUCAGCAGAGGCGCUCUCAGAUUUCCGCCUCCAUGUGUUGGUCUAUGUACGAGACACGCUGGUGAGGGAGGUGACCACCUCCAGUCCAGAGGGGUGCCACAUCACCCCGGGUGCCCCAGAGAAGCCUUACCUGUCGCCGGGUGGACCUGACGUUGUGCCUCUACCUGUGGACGCCCUCUCUGCCCAGAGGAGAGCGGACGAGUGUCCCCCCAGCCCACCGUCCGGCCUGGAAAGGGGGGUCUUGCUGUGGAUGGGUGCAGAUGGACUCUACGCGCGCAGGUUUUGUCAGAGUAGGGUUUACUGGCAGGGAGGCCCUUCGCCGUACGGAGACAAGCCCAACAAACUGGACAAAGAUGUCACCUGCAAACUUCUACACACACAGGACUACCUUACAGAGAUCCAGAGUUUCGGGCUCCAUGGACGGCCGCCCAGUCGCUUUCAGGUCCUGCUGAGUUUUGGCGACGAGUGUUUGGAUCCUCAGAGACAAAGGCGUACCCUCACAGUCCAGGUGGAACCGUUAUUCGCCAGGCAGCUCCUGUACUACGCCCAGCAGACGGGCGGCCAUUACUACCGCGGCUACGAGCAUCCUGCAGUAACAGAGCAUCUAAACGCCACUGAGGACUAUCCAAGAGCUAUCACGCAUCAUCACAGUAGCAGCCUCCAAGAGUGAACCAUGAGUGCCUUGAGUGACUGUUAAAAAAUCCUUU
Cyprinodon variegatus (sheepshead minnow) is the source of this 1426-nucleotide messenger RNA. RefSeq names its product interferon regulatory factor 4-like. Gene Ontology annotation, cellular component: nucleus. Gene Ontology annotation, biological process: immune system process; regulation of transcription by RNA polymerase II. The record is from RefSeq and is a predicted model, not a curated record. NCBI's taxonomy places the organism in Eukaryota, Metazoa, Chordata, Actinopteri, Cyprinodontiformes, Cyprinodontidae. The coding region runs from base 37 to 1389 and encodes 450 amino acids. Gene Ontology annotation, molecular function: protein binding; DNA-binding transcription factor activity, RNA polymerase II-specific; RNA polymerase II cis-regulatory region sequence-specific DNA binding. The transcript is spliced from 9 exons.